This is a messenger RNA of Acanthisitta chloris (rifleman), 968 nucleotides long. Its product is annotated as phosphatase and actin regulator 1-like. The transcript has 5 exons. Gene Ontology annotation, molecular function: actin binding. The record is from RefSeq and is a predicted model, not a curated record. Gene Ontology annotation, biological process: cell motility; stress fiber assembly. The annotation marks the transcript as partial. Lineage: Eukaryota; Metazoa; Chordata; Aves; Passeriformes; Acanthisittidae.
GAGGAAGUGGAAAGACUGGCUGCAAUGCGUUCAGAUUCUCUAGUACCUGGGACUCACACACCUCCAAUCAGAAGAAGAAGCAAAUUUGCCACUCUUGGGAGACUUUUUAAGCCAUGGAAAUGGAGGAAGAAGAAGAGUGAAAAAUUUAAGCACACUUCAGCAGCUUUGGAAAGAAAAAUAUCAAUGAGGCAAAGCAGAGAGGAGCUUAUAAAACGAGGAGUGCUGAAAGAAAUUUUUGAUAAAGAUGGGGAACUUGCCAUACCAAACGAAGAUGGAGCUUUGGAGAAUGGGCAGCCUCUGGGCUCUGGGCAAGUGCUGAGCUCCAGCCAGGUAUCCCUGCCAGCCCUAGCAGAACUGGAGUCAGGUCCAACAUCUGUGGAACCCUGCUCAUACGAGGUGCUCCCAACUACAGAGAUCAUGGAUGGGACAGUGUCUGAAGAGAGCCCCACAUCCAAUGAAUCCGGCGUCCUCCUGUCCCAAGAUCCUACAGCUAAGCCAGUCCUGCUACUUCCCCCUAAAAAAUCUGCCGCUUUCCCUGGAGACCAUGAGGACACCCCAGUGAAACAGUUGUCCCUCCUCAAACAGCCCCCUGCCCUGCCUCCUAAACCUAUUGCCAGGAUUGCCAGCCACUUAACUGAUCCUGGCGCUCCUGUGAAACUGCCUUGUAUGCCAGUUAAACUGUCACCUCCACUACCUCCAAAGAAAGUCAUGAUUUGCAUGCCUUUAGGGGGGCCAGACCUCUCUCUCUCAUCCUAUUCCACGCAGAAGAGCUCUCAGCAGCCUUUGACCCAGCAGCAUCACACUGUCCUGCCAUCCCAGUUAGCAGCUCACCAGCACCAGCUCCAGUACGGCAGCCACAGCCAGCACAUUCCUUCUGGGUCCAGCACGUUGCCCAUUCACCCUUCAGGGUGCCGGAUGAUAGAGGAACUGAACAAAACACUAGCCAUGACCAUGCACAGGCUAGAAAG